AUGAAUCUACCCUCGAAGAAGAGCAUCCUCAAGAGCGUCUCUACUGGCCUCGCUGAGUUGCAUGACACAAACAUUAUCCAUACAGACAUCAAGCCAAGCAACAUCCUGAUUGAUUAUGAAGAAGUGUCUGAAGGUGAUCCGGCAGUAACCCAAGUCCGGAUUUCCGAUCUGGAGGACUCGGUCCUCUUGCCUCCUGGCUCGAGCAUCGGGGGAUGCCUAUGCGGCAACGAGCUCUGGCAGAGUCCCGAGUCCUGGGAACGAGCGAAACAAAACACCUCGUCCGACAUCUACUCGCUUGCCAUUGUCUCCAUCUAUGUCAUGCUCGAUGAUAUGAUCCUCCACGCAGGCGAGGCAGAACUGAGCGGCGAUAUCGCUUGGUGGCAUGUCCUGCGGAGGCAUAUUUCGUAUUUUGGGGACGAAGAGGGGUUUCGCGGCCUUCUUGACCAUAUCGGACGGGAAAGCCCCUUUCACGAGUGUCUGAUCGCCGUCGCUGCGGACUUCGACCCCGAGCGACCCAGGAAACCGUUUGCGCUGUGGCACUACGUCAACCCAGAUUUCCGAGAUCUGAUCGAAAAGAUGGCGCGGCUGGACCCCAAGAAGAGGAUUACUGCGAGGGAGGCUCUGCACCACCCGUGGUUUCAGAGGGGGGAAAGGGCCAGCUGAUACCCACCGGCCCAGGUAACAAAGCCAGUUGAAACUGCCUGGUAGAUGUAUAGCGCCAUCGGAUGAACGCCCGGGCCUCCUCAGUAACAGUCAUACUAGUGAAGACAUUAGUGACAUUAAGCCUGUCAUGAAAGCCAGCCCUGAGAAGAGGAUCAGCCUAAAACAAUGUCCGAGUACCCAGUGGCAUGUGCUACUGCAAGAAGUCCUGCGUCCAAGCGAAGACCAAGCUGAAAAUGAAGCUGGUUCUCGACACGGACAAGGAAGAGGAAGAAUUACUAUACUAUGUCAAGGCUGAACAACUUACGUCAAGACUAAACCACUUCUGUCAAUACUCGUAUUAUAUAACAAAGAAAAACGACCAAAGACCUUUCGCGACGUCAGUUAACCGCCACCGUCGC
Chaetomium strumarium is the source of this 1061-nucleotide messenger RNA. Its product is annotated as kinase-like domain-containing protein. The transcript is spliced from 3 exons. The record is from RefSeq and is a predicted model, not a curated record. NCBI's taxonomy places the organism in Eukaryota, Fungi, Ascomycota, Sordariomycetes, Sordariales, Chaetomiaceae. Gene Ontology annotation, biological process: mitotic DNA damage checkpoint signaling; protein phosphorylation. Gene Ontology annotation, molecular function: protein serine/threonine kinase activity; ATP binding. Bases 1 to 663 code for a protein of 220 amino acids. Gene Ontology annotation, cellular component: nucleus.